Messenger RNA from Drosophila elegans, 2280 nucleotides. RefSeq names its product dnaJ homolog subfamily C member 2. Gene Ontology annotation, molecular function: Hsp70 protein binding; ribosome binding. Gene Ontology annotation, biological process: 'de novo' cotranslational protein folding; regulation of translational fidelity. The record is from RefSeq and is a predicted model, not a curated record. NCBI's taxonomy places the organism in Eukaryota, Metazoa, Arthropoda, Insecta, Diptera, Drosophilidae. Gene Ontology annotation, cellular component: cytosol. The transcript is spliced from 3 exons. Bases 181 to 2157 code for a protein of 658 amino acids.
UAGAGCCCGUCCGUUUCCCGCCCUUCGCAACACUGGUGCCAAACACAUGCGGUGCUGCGGAAAAGUGUGAUUAUUUUAUCUCGAUUUCGUCGAUUUGAAGGCAUCGCUCGCGAAAUUUAGAGUGAACCACAGAGUGGCGGUGUAUGCGAACAGCCAGCGGACAAGCGGGACGCACUUGAGAUGACGAGCGGUACGGUAACAAUGACGGCGGGAGGAGCGGUGGAGGUGCAGCUGCCGCUCAAGGUCGCCCGCCGGAGAAUCGAGCGCGUUGGCUUCGCAUACUUUGCGCAACGGCGCCAAUUUCUAGCGCCCGGCGGCGUGGAGCGCAGCGACAGCGAUGAGAAGUUGGAGGGCGUCGGCGAGGAGGUGGACAUCAGCUACCUGAAGUCCCUGGAUCCCAAGGAGUGGAAGGACCAGGAUCACUACGCCAUUCUGGGUCUGGGCAAGCUCAGGUACGAGGCCAGCGACGAUGACAUUCGACGGGCCUAUAGACGCAUGGUCCUGCUGCAUCAUCCCGACAAGCGGAAAGCCAAGGGCGAGGAGGUCAUCCAGGACGACGACUACUUCACAUGCAUAACCAAAGCCUACGAGAUACUGGGCACAUCCAAGCCACGUCGCAGCUUUGACUCCGUGGAUCCCGAGUUCGACGACUCGCUGCCCUCACAGAACGAAAUCGAUGGCGACUACUUUGGCGUAUUCAACAAAUACUUCACACUUAACGGCCGCUGGAGCGAGAAGCCACAUGUGCCCGCAUUUGGGCAGGUGGACGCCAAGCGUGAGGAGGUGGAGCGCUUCUACAACUUCUGGUACGACUUCAAGUCGUGGCGAGAGUUCAGCUACCUGGACGAGGAGGACAAGGAGAAGGGACAGGAUCGCGACGAGCGGCGCUGGAUCGAGAAGGAGAACAGGACGGCGCGGAUCAAGCGCAAGAAGGAGGAGAUGUCGCGCAUCCGGGCGCUUGUCGAUUUGGCCUACAACAACGACAAGCGCAUUCAGCGCUUCAAGCAGGAGGAGAAGGAUCGCAAGGCAGCGGCCAAGCGGGCCAAAAUGGACGCCGUCCAGGCCCAAAAGGCCGAGGCGGAUCGUGCUGUGAGAGAAGCGGCUUUGGCCAAGGAGAAGGCCGAAAAGGCCGAGCAGAAACGCAUCGAGCAGAUCCGCAUCGAACGCGAGCAGCAGAAGAAGUUGCUCAAGAAGGAGCGCAAAACACUGCGCGACAAGGUCAAGGACUGCAAGUAUUAUGCCAAGAACGACAAGGAUCAGCUGAAGCACAUGGAGGGCACCGAAAAGAUCUGCGAGACCUUCAAUCUGGCCGAGCUGCAAGCCCUCAACAAGGCCAUGGAAACGAAGGGCCGUGAAUCGUUUGUGGCCGCCCUGCAAACAGCCGACCAAAAGAUUGCCGCCGAGCUGGAGGAGAUCAACCAGACGCAGGCCAAGAAGCUGGUCAGUGCAGCGGCCACGCCGAAAGGCGUCAAGGAGGUCAAGAAGGGCGAACUCUGGAGCAACGAGAACGUCCAGCUGCUGAUCAAGGCGGUCAAUUUGUUUCCUGCUGGCACUGCCCAACGCUGGGAUGUCAUCGCCACGUUCAUCAAUCAGCACAGUCCGGGAAACACUGUCCUUGUGAAUGCCAGGGAUGUGCUGAAUAAAGCCAAGGCGCUCCAGAACACGGAUCACUCGAAGAGCUCCCUCAAGACGCAGGCCAACGAUGCGGCCUUCGCCAGUUUCGAGAAGUCCAAGAAGGAUGUGCAGACCUGCAAUGAUAUAACGCUGGGCGAGGAGACGCCGGCCCAGGCGAGCAAGGAGAACGUGAAACAGAACGGAGUAGAUCAUAAAGUGAACAAUCAGUCGGCCAAGCAAAAUGGCAAUUCAACGACUCCGGCUCCAACAGCUGAUGCUGGUCCCGCAACAGCAGCAGCAGCAGCGGCUCCGGUCACAAAUGGAAAUUCGAGUGCUGGUGGUGGUGCCUCCAAGACCUGGACCAAGGAGGAGCAAGCCCUGCUCGAGCAGGCCAUCAAAACCUAUCCAACGACGACGCCCGAUCGCUGGGAUCGCAUCGCCGCCUGCAUACCGAAUCGCAGUAAAAAGGAUUGCCUGCGUCGCGUCAAGGAGCUGGUCGAGCUGGUUAACUCCAAGAAGGAGGCGCAGGCGGCGGUCAAAUGAGUGGGGCUCCUGCCCUGACGCCACCUGCCACUCGUCCGCCUCAUCCACUUCUAGCUGCUGUGUCCCAUAUAAAUUUUAUUUAAAUAAAACAUAAAAAGUUUUUGAACGUUUAGCGAAAAGUUA